UCAGGAAGAAAAAGUAGUCGACAAGGAGGUUUCGCCCGGGUCACGCGACCACGUGCCUCCGCAACACCUUGAGACGUCAGCACCACAUCGCUUAUAGCGUAAAAGUAGUCGGGUAGAAAAAUGGAAAGGCAAGUGGAUAUUCUCAAUGGAAGCCUCAACUCGCAGCUGAAAUAUCAAGUUGACGGAGACCCUCUUGGGACAACGCGUGUUGUUAUGCAGGACCCGGAAGCUAUUGUCAAGGCCUACCAAGGAUAUAUUGGUGUUGGCUGCAGCAUCCUCACCACCUGCACCUUCCAAGGCAGCACGCAAGCGAUCCAAGAAGACCUUGGCGUGUCCGUAGACGAAGCAGAACAUACAAUCGGCCGUAGCGUCUCCCUCGUCCGGGAAGCCAUUCAGCGAAGCGCGCACGAAGACCAGCUCAACAGAAACAACCCUCGUACGAGCAGAAUAUUAGUCGCAGGCUCCGUCGGCUGCUACGGCGCCUACCUCUACGACGGCUCCGAGUUCCAUGGGAGGUACGCUGAGACCAUGUCCGUCGAAGAGCUCCGCGACUGGCACCGCCCUCGCGUCAAGUGCCUGGUGGGAGCUGGCUGCGACGUCCUCGCGUUUGAGACCAUUCCGGUUCAGAAGGAGGCGCUAGCGCUGCUGCAGCUCCUCCGCGAAUUUCCAAACACGAGGGCUUGGCUCAGUUUCAGCUGCCAGGACGAACGAGACAUCGCCAACCAAGAGCCGUUCGCGCAAGCCGUAGCUACGUGCAUGGCGAGAGACAGCAACUGCCAGCUGGUUGCCAUCGGCAUCAACUGCUGCAAGCCCGAGCUGGUCCUGCCGCUGCUGAAGAGCGCGUCGGAUUCGGCACCACUGCGGGUUCCGAUGGUGGCGUAUCCAGACAACUCGGAACUCUACAGCAAGGCCGAUGGGAAGAGUGCAGACCCGUUUGGGGAGUACAUCAAGGACUGGUAUCGGGUCGGUGUGAGAAUCAUGGGUGGGUGCUGCAUGGUGAAGCCGAGUGACAUUGCGCCAAUGGCUGACGUGAUGGCUUCUCUUUCUGUGCAGCAGAGUGACUCUGUGGGAUAAAGCGCUUGAGGUACUUUGUGUGUUUUCUCGAAGCGGAAAAUUUGUGGAUAACAUGGUGUAAGAAGUCGUAGGUGGUGUUCUUUUACAGUGAAGGAGUUAGUGUCUGGUUGUGUUCUGCGUGAAGGGAUGAUGUGGUCAAAAUGUUUUGAACACGCCACAGAAAGGUUGCACCUGCUAGUAUAUAGCGUUGUUCGGGAGUACGAGCCGUACGAUACAAGAAAAUUUUGCAACGUGCGUCAAAAACUUCUGCCAUGGAAAAUGAGGAAGAGUUACACCGAAGCAGAUAAUACGCUGCUGCUAGACUGGUCAAACGUGCAAACCUCUUUCACUGGAGGAACAAGCACUGAAAGAAAUACGGAAGGCUGUGUGAACAUGUCACGCUUUCCAGUAGUGAGUCUGGUAUUACCGUGAAAGUUGUGAAUUUCUAGCUCAUAUAAAAUUGUGGGCAGUGUUUGGAGACCUAUCAGAAUAAAUGGUGCAGAGGAACGUC
This is a messenger RNA of Ornithodoros turicata, 1564 nucleotides long. RefSeq names its product homocysteine S-methyltransferase YbgG-like. Gene Ontology annotation, biological process: S-methylmethionine cycle. NCBI's taxonomy places the organism in Eukaryota, Metazoa, Arthropoda, Arachnida, Ixodida, Argasidae. The record is from RefSeq and is a predicted model, not a curated record. The transcript is spliced from 2 exons. Bases 121 to 1074 code for a protein of 317 amino acids. Gene Ontology annotation, molecular function: S-adenosylmethionine-homocysteine S-methyltransferase activity.